UUAAUUUAUGCAGACUUGUAUUAAGACAAACUGGAAUAGACGAUUUUAAAAUCAAGUAGUUCAAAAACGUUUGACAUUCAAGUCUAAAAAAUUAUUAGGAUUAUUUAUUGUAAUGUUGUAAAAUUAUUUGUCUAUUAUUUUACAUAGAAAUAGAAAAAGGAUCGCGUAUUAAACAAUCAGGACAGUCCCUCCUUACUCACAAUGCCCAUACGUAAUCUUUAUGCUCGUCAAAUAUUUGACUGUCGGGGACAUCCCACCGUAGAAGUGGAUCUCAUCACCGAAUUGGGUCUUUUUAGGGCUUCGGUCCCUGCCGGAGUAACCACCACGGCGUCAGAAUACGAAGCAGUCGAAUUAAGAGAUAACGAAAAAAAUAAUUUCCACGGUAUGUCUGUGUUUAAUGCUGUAGACAACAUUAAUGACGUAAUAGCUCCAGAAAUAAAGCAAUCAUGUUUCGAAGUAACCCAGCAAAAGGACCUGGAUAAUCUUCUUCUUGGUCUGGAUGGCACACCCAACAAGAGUCGUUUAGGGGUAAAUGCCACCUUGGCAGUUUCGGUUGCAAUUGCGAAAGCUGGGGCAGCAAAAAGAGGAGUCCCUCUAUACAGACAUGUUAGUGAUCUGGCGGGAAACAGGACUUUUGUGCUACCGGUUCCCUGUUUUAACGUGAUAACCGGAGGAAUACAGGCCGGAAACAAAAUACCUUUCGAAGAAUUUCUAAUAAUGCCCACGGGAGCCACUAGUUUUGCGGACGCUAUGAAAAUGGGCACCGAAGUGUACCAUAAUUUGAAAAAGCUCCUGCUGGCUAAAUAUGGGACGUUGGCGUUUUAUACGACUGAAGAAGGGGCAUUUGCUCCUAACAUAAAAAACCCCAAAGAUCUCCUUACCAUCCUGAACAAGGCAAUAGACACUUCUAAGUACAAGGGUCGCGUAGAAAUAGCCAUGGACUGUGGUGCGUCCACUUUUUACAAAAAAGGCAAGUACGACCUUAAUUUCAAGCAAAAAAAAUCGAACCCAAAGUCUUGGCUAACCGCUGAUAAACUUAUGAAACAAUAUCUCGAUUUCAUUAAAAAAUUCCCGAUCUGUUCGAUCGAAGAUCCUUUUAAUAUGGACGAUAGUUGGAAAGAUUGGAAAUCGAUCUGCGAGAAGACCUCAAUACAGGUCGUUGGAGAUUAUUUGACCGUUUCUCACCCCGAACGAAUCAAACAGGCCAUCGAGAUGGAAGCAUGCAAUUGCGUGUCAUUAAAACUCAACCAGGCAGGGACUUUGACGGAAAUAGUUCAGGCUUGCAUGUUGGCUAAACAAAAUGGACUUGGAACAGUCUUAUCUCAUCGUACCGGCGACACCGAAGACACGUACAUCUCUGAUAUUGUUGUCGGUUUGAAAUGUGGGCAGUUGAAAGGGGGGGCACCGUCUAGAUCUGAGAGAAUGGCGAAAUAUAAUCAGUUACUCCGUAUUGAGGAAGAACUGGGACCAUACGCCACGUACGCGGGGAAAGCUUUUCAAAAUCCAGCAUAAAAACGAGAAAAAAAAUGGAAAAACAACGUGUAACAUUGGAAGUUUUACAUACACAUAUAAAUUAGAAAAAUCAGUAA
Agrilus planipennis (emerald ash borer) is the source of this 1589-nucleotide messenger RNA. Its product is annotated as enolase-like. Bases 202 to 1512 code for a protein of 436 amino acids. The record is from RefSeq and is a predicted model, not a curated record. Gene Ontology annotation, molecular function: magnesium ion binding; phosphopyruvate hydratase activity. Gene Ontology annotation, biological process: glycolytic process. Gene Ontology annotation, cellular component: phosphopyruvate hydratase complex. NCBI's taxonomy places the organism in Eukaryota, Metazoa, Arthropoda, Insecta, Coleoptera, Buprestidae. The transcript has a single exon.